Molecule: messenger RNA, 1605 nt
Organism: Paramecium tetraurelia
Lineage: Eukaryota; Ciliophora; Oligohymenophorea; Peniculida; Parameciidae
Exons: 2
Source: RefSeq, a predicted model, not a curated record
AUGAUUAAAUUUGUGUUAUCUAUAUCCAAAUAUACCAUUUCAAAUCAAUUAAAAGCGAUUUAGCAGUUGAAAAUAAAUAAAGAGAAAUUCCAACCAUUAGAAUUGAGAAGUCAGUUAUGGAAUUUGAUUUAAAAUCUAACAGAUCAGGAUAGUUCAUAAUUCAUCGAUAUUUAUAAAGAGUUCGAUUAUGAUUAUAGAGAUAUUGCCGAAUUUUAUAACAAAAAUCAUAUAGCGCAUGAUCUUAUCAUUAGUAAACACAAGAAAAAUGAACCAAAAGUAAUAAUCGAUUCAGCAUAUUAACAUUUAUUGUUAUUAAAUCCGACCCUAUAAUUUGUAGCAGAUUUUGAUUAUGAAAAUUUACAACAAUACUUGAAUGAAGAUGGGUUGAGGAAUAUCUUAUCAGAAACUUAAAGUGACACAUUGAAAAGAGCAUAUCCUAAAAUUAUUGAAAAUACUUUUUAUGGAUUAUAUUUACAAGCCAUUAAUAGAGGAUAGGAUUAAAUCAAAUUAGUAGAGAUUUUGAAGAAAUUGGAAUCAAUAUUGCUUGAUGAAUAAAAUCCAAAUGAAUUGAUAUGGAAAACUUACCUCUUUAGUAAUCUAUAAAGCGGAAAUGAAAAAGUCAUAAAUUAUUUUGCAUUCGUUAUGCAAAAUGUAGAAGAGCUGACUUAAAAAGAGUUGAUCGUCUACUCAUAGAUUGUAUUUCUAUUUUCAUUAAAAUUUGGAAAUCAUAGAACUGUGUCGAUAUUAUUCAGAAAGUUAUUUGUAUUCUUGACCAAGUUGAAAGAUUAACUAUCAUUAUAAGAUAGAUUAUUCUUUUUAAAAAAGACUUAAAACGAAUUGGAUAUCCCAAAUAAAUAAGAAUUAUUUUGUAAAUAAAUUUAUGAGCAAAUUCGAGAUAUUUCAAUUUAACAUUAUCCAGUAACUUUGAAAGGACUCUGUAACUUUUAUUGGGUAGAAAUAAAGAUAGAAGAAGAAGAAGAUUUUAUUGAAAAAAAUAUGGAGCAAUUCACAAAACAAAUAGAAAUAAUUGAUUUGUUGUUUGGUUUAAUCUAUGGCAACUCAUAAAAUAUACAAUUGAUUAAGAAUCUUUUUGCAAAAUUGUAAAAUUUAAUGGAAAAAUCAAGCACUCUAGAAAAAUGCUAUUAUUAUCAAAUUAUAUAUAUUCUUGAAAAUAGCUACAAUCUUACACUAAAUGUUGAAAACAAAGAGGAACUUAGAUCGAUUUAUUUUAAUGCCACAAACCUAAAAAGUUCGGCUGAAUUCAGUUAGGCAAAUUUUGAUAUGGAUGAAAUACUAUAGUCAAUCCAACAAGAAUUAAAUAGUUAGAAAAGACCUGAUUGGCGUAUCAUCAAAAUAAAGAAGCAAGCUGGUGUACAAAUUUAUCAAGUCGACUUCAUUGUUGAAUUAGAGGGUAUUUAUAGGAAGAGAUUAAUUUAUCUUGAUUUUAUUUAGAGACAAUCGUACAUAGAUGAAACAAAUUUAAUCGGAAAAUAAAGAAUUAGACAAAAUAUAUUUAAAACAGAAGAAAUUACUUAUAUAGAUUUUAAAACAUGGUACAAAUAACAGGAUAAGGUUGCCUAUGUUAAGUAAUUACUAGGGUUGUGA